CUUUUGGCUUUGCGUGCAGGAGAUUUCUUUGAAACUUUCUGGAUCUGUCAGUCUGAUUCACAGAAAACUGGUUUCUUCUGCAUUGGUCAUGGCAGGAAAACGGGAGAGUUAGAAGCGUUUGUCCUCUGUCACGGAGACGGAUCUGAGGUUUGUGACGACCUGUAUGACCUGAUCCAGGCUUCGAGUAGGAAUGGCCAUGUCCCAGGGCCCCGCCGGCCAGUGGAGCCCGAUGGUGAUGGUGGAGGCUGCGGGUGGAGCCUUGUUCCAGGUUUCCCAUUAUUCAGUGAAACCGGCCAACCUGGAAGAGGGUUGUGUGUCCUUUGAGGAUGUGGCUGUGUACUUCUCCUGGGAGGAAUGGAAACUGCUUAAUGACUCGCAAAGGCUCCUGUACCAGACUGUGAUGACCGAGAUCUUCGCACUCAUGUCCUCGCUGGGACUUAUGCCUUCUGGGAUCCAUGGCGUCACUCAGCUGGAGUCUUGGGGAGAGCCCUCUGUUCCUGCAUUGAGAUUCCUGACUCCAGUCUCCAUGCCAUUCAUCAGUAUUUGUCUCUGGUCAGGUUGUUGGAUCAAAGUGAAGAGUGAAACGCCCCGCUUUGAGCAGAGUCUUUCCACGGAAGGAGAUCUUAGUUCAUCCAUGCUCCAACAGCAAACGCUGAGCUGUGCUGAGACACCCUUGCUAAGUGCAGACAAUGCAAUGAUCAUCCAGACUUCCUCAGGUCUUCUCGGGGAUCAGGUGACUGCCAGUGGUGGGGAGGCACCCAAGAGCACUGAGAGUGGAGAGGCCAUUCACACUGAGAAGAAAACCUGCAUAUGCAGUGACUGUGGCAAAGUCUUUACUAGCACAUCUCACCUUAAUCGGCACCGGAUGAUACACACGGGAGAAAAGCCUUUUCAGUGCAGCGAGUGUGGGAUGUCCUUCAGCCAAAAAGCCUUUCUCAUUAAGCAUUUCAGAAUUCACACCGGAGAAAAACCUUUUAGGUGCAGUGAAUGUGGCAAAGCCUUCAAGCAUAAUAUCUCCCUCGUUUCUCAUCUGCGAGUUCACACAGGAGAAACACCCUUUACGUGCAGUGAAUGUGGGAAAUCAUAUAUGACCAGAUCGAACCUUACACGUCAUUAUCAAGUUCAUACCGGUGAAAAGCCUUACAAUUGCAGCGAGUGUGGAAAAGCCUUUAAGGAAAAAUCCAGCCUUGUUUAUCACGCCCGAGUGCACACUCGAGAAAGGCCUUUUCAGUGCAGCGAAUGUGGGAAAUCCUUCAGCCAAAAAGCCUUUCUCAUUAAGCAUUUCAGAAUUCACACCGGAGAAAAGCCUUUCAGGUGCAGUGAAUGUGGCAAAGCCUUCAAGCAUAACUGCUUUCUUGUUGCUCAUCAGCGAGUGCACACAGGAGAAACACCAUUUACCUGCAGUGAAUGUGGGAAAUCCUACAUGAACAGGUCAAGCCUUUUGCAUCAUUAUCGAGUUCAUACUGGAGAAAAGCCUUAGAGGUGCAGUGGAUGAGGAAAACCAUUUAAGAAAAAAAAAAAAUCCAGCCUUGUUUAUCAUGUCUGAGUGCACACUGGGGAAAAGGCCUGAAUGUCAUGAAUCUGGGAAGUGUUAAAAAAAAAAAAAACACUUCUCAUCUCAUGAAAGAUCAAUAAGUUCACAACAGAGGAAAUGAUUUUGAAGUGUAAUGAUUGUAGGAGAUUCUUUACUGUGAGGUGUGGCCUCAUUAAACAUCAGAGAUUUCACACUGCAGCAAAGCAUUGUGAGUGCAAAGAAUGUGGGUAAGUGUUUUGCUACAGAACCUGACUUUCUAGAAUCUAGAAGAUUCACACUGGGUAGAAUAUAUGUAUUGGGUGCAGUGAAUGGGGAAAAUCAUUUUCAUGGGCUACUGUAUGCACUCAAGGGAACGUUCACUGGACAAAAGUCAAGAAUGUUUCAGAUGUGAGGAGCCUUCACCCACACCUCCAUCCUGCUGAACCAGAGAGGCCACGGUGCUGGGAUGCAUCAUGAACCCACUGACUCUGGGAAAGCCUUUGAGCAAAUGUCUGCCUAUAAUAGUAAUAUCCAAAUAUCCGCACAACCCAGAUAGGUUUGUGAAUGCAGAAAAUGUAGAGAAAAGCUUCAGCCAUUGGCAACCUUGUUCAGCAUUGGGAGUGAACCAGAUUUUGAACAGAAGUCCUGAGAGUGGCCUUUCAAUGAAAGUUACUCAUCAAAUAAGAACAUUGGGACUAGAUGAAGAUUAUUGCCAUCUUCCUAUUCCCCCCAAAUUAAUACUUUCUGGGGAACUUAGGCAGGCCUGUUUUCCUGACUGUACCACUGAGGAGUGGAGUUUCCAUGGUACUGAGUUUGAAUUGGAGGAAGAGUGGCCUCCAUUAAUAAGACAUGAUUUUAUUGUUUGUUUUUUUUUAAAUGAACGUUGUAGUUCCUGGAAUACAUGAUUGUUUGCUGUAUAGUC
Peromyscus maniculatus bairdii (prairie deer mouse) is the source of this 2435-nucleotide messenger RNA. The record is from RefSeq and is a predicted model, not a curated record. Lineage: Eukaryota; Metazoa; Chordata; Mammalia; Rodentia; Cricetidae.